CGGCCGGUUGGGGGCUGGACGUCCGCCUCUCCCGGCCGGGGGCAACCGCCGCACCGGUCGUGGCUCCGCUCUCCAAAAGGGGCUCUCCGACUCCUCGCUGGGCCAGUCCGGCGCCGGGUCGUGGAGCCCCACACGGCUCUCGCCGGUCCCUGAACGGGAUCCCUCCUCCCCGGAGUUGCGAGCAACUUUCCCCUCUCCCUGGCGCUGUGGUGGCUCGGGGACUGUGGGCGCCUCAGGUAGCUAAACUCUGGGGGCCCCACUCCCCGCUCCUCGACUGCGUGCGCACGUAGGUCGCCGCUCCCCCUCCAGGUGCACGCUGGGGGUCUCCGGGCUCGGCGCUGCGGGCGAGAUGCCCCUGGGACACAUCAUGAGGCUGGAUCUGGAGAAAAUUGCCCUGGAGUACAUCGUGCCCUGCCUGCACGAGGUCGGCUUCUGCUACCUGGACAACUUCCUGGGCGAGGUGGUGGGCGACUGCGUCCUGGAGCGCGUCAAGCAGCUGCACUGCACCGGGGCCCUGCGGGAUGGCCAGCUGGCCGGGCCACGCGCGGGCGUCUCCAAGCGGCACCUGCGGGGCGACCAGAUCACGUGGAUUGGGGGCAACGAGGAGGGCUGCGAGGCCAUCAGCUUCCUCCUGUCCCUCAUCGACAGGCUGGUCCUGUACUGCGGGAGCCGGCUGGGCAAUUACUACGUCAAGGAAAGGUCCAAGGCAAUGGUGGCUUGCUACCCAGGAAAUGGAACAGGUUAUGUUCGACACGUAGACAACCCCAACGGGGACGGCCGCUGUAUCACCUGCAUCUACUAUCUGAACAAGAACUGGGACGCCAAGCUACACGGUGGGGUCCUGCGGAUAUUUCCAGAAGGGAAAUCAUUCAUUGCUGAUGUGGAGCCCAUUUUUGACAGACUCUUGUUCUUCUGGUCAGACCGCAGGAACCCACAUGAAGUCCAGCCUUCUUAUGCAACCAGAUAUGCUAUGACUGUUUGGUACUUCGAUGCUGAAGAAAGGGCAGAAGCCAAAAAGAAAUUCAGGAAUUUAACUAGGAAAACGGAAUCUGCCCACAGUGAAGACUGACCGAGCUCUGAAAUCCGCUGGCCUCAUUCAUUUUAGUAACGGUUCCUGAAUUCUCCUUAAAAGUUGAGAUCCAAAGAAGGCCUCUUCGGUGACUCAUUGACAAGAAGCCCUCCUACUGCUUAUGUUGUUCAUAUCCCUGUCUUGCAUAUGGUACUGUGUUUUCUUGCCAAGACUGUAUCUACCUUCAGACACUCUUUGCUGGAUGAGCUCAUUUGCUAAUUCAAGAAAUACAUGCACAUGACCUAGCUGGCCAGAGGUUUAACUGAUAAGAUUGGGUAUACUGGCUAUCAAAACAAGAGCCUGGAAGUAUGGGAGAGGGAAUGAAUCUUACUUGCACUUUAUGUACACUUCCUGAUUUGAAAGGAAGAGGUUUGCAAAGGAAAAAAAAUGUUAACUGAUGCCACAGAGUGGCAUCACUAAAGCCUUAACAGCAGGAAACAGAAAUUUGUGUCAUAUGAACAAUUCCAGAUGUUCUUAAUGCAGAGCUGUUGGGGUUUCUGGAGCAUGGUCACAACCUAAUGACAUUAUUACCUCUAGAAAGGGCUGCUGUCACAGUCAUCAAUUUUAUAAAUAUCCUGUGGGUGAACACUCCUAUUUCCUGGUCCUGCAACCUGGACUUACUGUCUCUGCCCCGUUUUCUGAAAUUAUGACUUUCUGAUCACAGUAACAUUUAUUUUCUAUUUUCGCUUCUUACUUGGAGAACUUCACUCCCCAGAGGCAAACACUAGACAUUAAUUGUUGCGGUUGCUUUGUUGAAAUGGACUUUAAAUUUAAAUCAAAGGGGAAAAAGUCUUACCCGGUAGUUUAGAAUCAACAACCUCUGAUAGUGGUGUCGAAAGACCUGGGCCUACUGAUAAACCAUAAACGUGCGCUUCUUAAACAACUUGAGAGUGCGGAUGGAGUUGGAGUGCGCAUUCCCGAUUUUCAGUUUUCCUUUUGAAUGAGCUCACCUUUCUUCCUUAACAAAAUAAAAAGAUAAAAAAUGGAAUGCUAUAUUUUAAAAAGAAAAUGGAAAUAAAAAAUCCUGAAAAACUGUCUGACUUUUUCCACAUUUUCUGUCCUUAAUAGCUUGUUAUCAACAGACUUGACUCUCCUGAUGCACUGUGUUUCGCAGGGUGGCCAGAAUCGUGGAGUUUGCUGGAACCAUGGAAGGUUCUACCGCUGCAAGAAGCUUAGAUUCUGCUGACUCAAGAACUCUGUAUUAAGUGCCUGUUCUGUGAAAGUUACUCUUCCUAGUUUUCUAUUCCAUCUUCAUAUUUUAAGAUUCCCUUUUGAUUCUUUGCUUGAAACAUCUCCCAUGAACACUAAAGAGCCAGAAAUAUUUUCUUCUGUUCUUUACAGAUGUAUAGGCUUUCUGAGAAAGAAACUUAGUUUUUCCGUUUUUGGUUUUGGAAGAUUUCCAGCUAAAAUUGUUUUCAUUCAGAUGACAGCUCUGUUUUCUUUCACAGUACUUAUCACCUUCUAAUUUACUAUGUAAUUUACUUAUUUAUUAUGUUAUUGUCUUGUAUCCUUCCCCGAGAGUGUAAGCACAGUGAAGACAGGGACUUUUGUAUGUUUUUAAUCCGUGGAAUGUAUUCCCAGCACCUCAAAUAGUACCUGGCACACAGUAAGGGCUCCAUAAAUACUCAGUGAAUAAACUUUCUCUCUUACCUUA
Messenger RNA from Manis javanica (Malayan pangolin), 2723 nucleotides. RefSeq names its product egl-9 family hypoxia inducible factor 3 (gene EGLN3). NCBI's taxonomy places the organism in Eukaryota, Metazoa, Chordata, Mammalia, Pholidota, Manidae. The record is from RefSeq and is a predicted model, not a curated record. Gene Ontology annotation, molecular function: ferrous iron binding; L-ascorbic acid binding; peptidyl-proline 4-dioxygenase activity. Gene Ontology annotation, cellular component: nucleus; cytoplasm. Gene Ontology annotation, biological process: peptidyl-proline hydroxylation to 4-hydroxy-L-proline; cellular response to hypoxia.